CUUUGCUUCAGCGCUACAUGGAGCGCCGCUUCCCGGACACGGUCAGCACCGUGGGCGGCGCCUUCUACCUGAAGCAGUGGCGCUCCUUCAACAUCUCCAUUUGGGACACCGCAGGACCUGAGGUUGACAGCGUCCAUGGUAUGACAAGCAGGGACCUGAACCCUGGCUGUCACCUGCCCCGCUGCCUCUGUGGACAGUGGCUCCUAUGACUAUGGCCUGUGCGAGGUUCUGUGCUUCAGGGCAGGGCAGGGCAUCUGCCCCUCCCCCCACGCAGCCAAGGAGGCCUGCUUUGGCAGGGCGGGAGCAGUUCCAUGGCCUGGGCUCCAUGUACUGCCGGGGGGCGGCCGCUGUCAUCCUUACGUACGAUGUGAACCACCGACAGAGUCUGCUGGAGCUGGAGGACAGGUUCCUGGGCCUGACAGAAACAGCCAACAACGACUGCUUGUUUGCCAUCGUGGGAAACAAAGUGGACCUGGCCAUGGAGCGGGCCCCAGAGGGUGGGGAGAAGGAAGGAGAGGCCUCUGGGAAGGCGGGGGGCAGCUGUGUCUCCUCCAAGGUACCCAGGCAGGUGCAGCCAGAGGACGCGAUGGCCCUUUACAAGAAGAUCCUGAAGUACAAGAUGCUGGAUGAGGGGGAGAUGCCAGCCGCCGAGCGGAUGUGCUUUGAAACCAGCGCCAAAACUGGGCACAAUGUGGACCUCCUCUUUGAGACCUUGUUUGACUUGGUGGUGCCGAUGAUCGCCCGACAGAAGACUGAGGAGCCGUCCCAGAUUGUGGAUAUAGCCAGCUGCAAAACACCCAAGCGGACUAGAUCUGGGUGCUGCGCCUGAUGGCCGAGGCCUCCCUCCUGUCCCCUGGCAUGUGUGGGAGCUACCGAACUCAGACAUUUCACAGGACUUUGUGUAGAGAGGGCGCUGGGUGGAAAUGACCGCCAGCUGCUAGUACAGGUCAGGGUCCCCAGCGACCUCUGGGCAUCAGGAGGUGGGACCGAAACCCUCUGUGGAGCCAACCUGGUGCCGCCUCGUCUACUGCCUCGUGUAUCAACCACCACCAUGCAGUUUGCAGUCUUGGGAGCUGCCUUGCAGUGGGCUUGACUCUCACGGUCACCGCAUCCUGCACCACAUCUGUUCUCUGGGGUUUCCCAUUUGAUAUCCGUACUUGAUAUAUUCUGAUGCCAAGUCUCCGUGAUUAAUUUAUACAAAAUUCAAGAAUGGCUGUUUUUAUACCUGGUGAAUCCGGGUGGGCUACAUGUUAUUAAAAAGGAUUUGAGGAAAAGCUUUA
Myodes glareolus (Bank vole) is the source of this 1280-nucleotide messenger RNA. NCBI's taxonomy places the organism in Eukaryota, Metazoa, Chordata, Mammalia, Rodentia, Cricetidae. The record is from RefSeq and is a predicted model, not a curated record.